AUGGAGAUUGUCCAGCUGUAUGUUGUGUUGAUUUCUGUGCGGCACAUCCGUGCUGUGACCUGGCUGCAUCUGGCAAAGCAGCCCUCCCUGCGAGGGACCCUGCAAGAUUCCAGUGCCUGUGAGGGCUUGAAGGGCCUGGCGGAGGAGCAGGUGCGAAUCUGCCAGCGGCAAGCGGAAGCCAUGGACUCAGUGAAGCACGGAGCAGAGCUGGCCAUAGAGGAGUGUCAGCACCAGUUUCACAACCGUCGAUGGAAUUGCUCCACUCUGCAGGGGCUACAGGUCUUUGGCAAGGUUGCCAUACAAGGUACACGAGAAUCUGCUUUCAUUCAUGCCAUCUCAUCAGCGGGAGUGGCAUUCGCUGUGACCCGGGCCUGCAGCCGUGGGGAGCUGGAGAAGUGCGGAUGUGAUCGCAAGAUCCGUGGAGUCAGCGCAGAAGGAUUCCAGUGGUCAGGCUGCUCUGACAACCUGUCCUAUGGUAUUGCCUUUUCUCAAGCCUUCGUGGAUAACCCUGAACGGAGCCAUGGUGUCUCGUCCAGCCGAGCACUCAUGAACCUGCACAACAAUGAGGCUGGUAGGAAGGCCAUCCUGUCCCACAUGAAGGUAGAGUGCAAGUGUCAUGGAGUGUCAGGUUCCUGCGAGGUCCGCACCUGCUGGAAGGUGAUGCCCCCAUUCCGCAAGGUGGGCAAUGUCCUGAAAGAGAAAUUUGAGGGGGCCACAGAGGUGCACCCCAAGCGGGUUGGUUCCCGCAAGCUCCUGGUGCCCAAGAGCUCCCGCUUCAAACCCUACACAGCUCACGACUUGGUCUACCUGGUGGCCAGCCCAGACUUCUGUGACCGGGACACCCACAGCGGGGUCUUUGGCACCUCCGGACGCCAGUGCAACCGGACGUCCCACGCCAUGGAUGGCUGCGAGCUGCUGUGCUGCGGGCGAGGCUUCCGCACGGCCCAGGCCGAGAUGGUGGAGAGAUGCAGCUGCAAGUUCCACUGGUGCUGCUCAGUCAAGUGUAAGCAGUGCCACCACCUUGUGGAGGUGCACACCUGCCGGUGA
Messenger RNA from Chelonoidis abingdonii (Abingdon island giant tortoise), 1047 nucleotides. Its product is annotated as protein Wnt-4-like. The record is from RefSeq and is a predicted model, not a curated record. Gene Ontology annotation, cellular component: extracellular region. NCBI's taxonomy places the organism in Eukaryota, Metazoa, Chordata, Testudines, Testudinidae. Gene Ontology annotation, biological process: neuron differentiation; cell fate commitment; multicellular organism development. Gene Ontology annotation, molecular function: frizzled binding; cytokine activity.